Drosophila mauritiana is the source of this 3179-nucleotide messenger RNA. RefSeq names its product ribosomal protein S6 kinase beta-2 (gene S6k). The transcript is spliced from 10 exons. Gene Ontology annotation, biological process: protein phosphorylation; signal transduction. Gene Ontology annotation, molecular function: protein serine/threonine kinase activity; ATP binding. The record is from RefSeq and is a predicted model, not a curated record. Lineage: Eukaryota; Metazoa; Arthropoda; Insecta; Diptera; Drosophilidae. The coding region runs from base 1 to 1473 and encodes 490 amino acids.
AUGGCGGACGUGAGCGAUCCCAGCGAGCUGUUCGACCUGGAGCUGCACGACCUGGAACUGCAGGACGACAAGGCCAGGGACUCCGACGACGACAGGAUCGAGCUGGACGACGUUGACCUAGAACCGGAAUUGUGUAUUAAUCUGCACCAAGACACUGAGGGCCAGGAGACCAUACAGCUCUGCGAGGAGAAUGUUAAUCCAGGUAAAAUCAAGCUGGGACCCAAGGACUUUGAGCUCAAGAAGGUCCUUGGCAAAGGCGGUUAUGGCAAAGUAUUUCAGGUGCGCAAGACCGCUGGACGAGAUGCCAACAAAUAUUUUGCCAUGAAGGUGCUCAAAAAGGCAUCCAUUGUGACCAAUCAAAAGGACACAGCACACACCCGCGCCGAGCGCAAUAUACUCGAGGCAGUCAAGCAUCCCUUCAUAGUGGAGCUAGUUUAUGCCUUCCAGACAGACGGAAAACUAUACCUUAUACUUGAAUAUCUCAGCGGCGGAGAGCUGUUCAUGCAUUUGGAGCGCGAAGGCAUCUUCUUGGAGGAUACCACAUGCUUCUAUCUAAGCGAAAUCAUUUUGGCCUUGGGCCAUCUACACAAACUGGGCAUCAUCUACCGCGAUCUGAAGCCCGAGAACAUACUGCUCGAUGCACAGGGACACGUGAAGCUCACGGACUUCGGACUGUGCAAGGAGCACAUACAAGAGGGUAUUGUCACCCACACCUUCUGCGGCACAAUUGAGUACAUGGCACCUGAAAUCUUGACCAGAAGUGGCCAUGGCAAAGCAGUCGACUGGUGGUCACUGGGCGCUCUCAUGUUUGACAUGCUCACAGGAGUCCCACCAUUCACCGCCGAGAAUCGCAAGAAGACCAUCGAGACCAUUCUGAAAGCCAAGCUCAAUCUGCCAGCCUACCUCACACCGGAAGCCAGGGAUCUGGUGCGUCGCCUGAUGAAACGGCAGGAACCUCAGCGCCUUGGCAGCGGACCCGAGGAUGCGGCGGCUGUCCAAAUACACCCAUUCUUCAAGCACGUCAACUGGGACGAUGUGCUCGCCAGACGACUCGAACCGCCUAUAAAACCGCUCUUGAGAAGCGAGGACGAUGUCUCACAGUUCGAUACAAGAUUCACAAGACAAAUUCCAGUGGAUUCACCUGAUGAUACGACGCUAAGCGAAAGUGCCAAUUUAAUUUUCCAAGGUUUCACCUACGUUGCACCCUCGAUACUGGAGGACAUGCAUCGGGCCAACCGGAUGCCGGCACGAUCCCCACGACGCACUCCUCGCCAGCUGCCGGACAGCAGCUUCCGCCUACAGUUCCCAUCGGCCAAUGUGGGCGCCAAUGCGCCGUUGUCCAUGCACGGUCAUUCGCAGCGAUCCGGGAUGUUUGCACGGGCCACGCCGCCGCAUCACAUGCAGACAUUCGCGCCGCGUCCCUCGCCGGCGCAGGACGAGAUGAUGGACGUGCAGGGUCUGCCGAUGGUCUAAAGGCUGGAGCGAUUGCUUCCCAACCAACCAACCCAUCCCAUCCCGUCCCGUUCCGUCGCAACCCAGCAACUGCAUCAUAAGCUUCCUCUCCCUACCCCGAAAAAAAAACAGCAAAAGAUUACAGAAAUUGACAGUUACUAUUAUGACGUAUGUGGAGUGUGAACUUGGUUAAGGAUACGGAAUGAGCAGAACGAUCAUCAGGAGGUGGCAGAGGAGGAGGAGGAGGCUGAGCAGCACGAGGAGCACAUGACCUCAGUGCGCGAAAUUGUUUUUGUUAAAGAGAAGCGCGCUCGGAUCGCGCUUUUCGAUGUUUAUGAUUAUGAUUAUGAGGCAGACGGAGAAGAUGAUUGUGCUACGCGAAGGAAAGCGUUCGUUUUUUGGAUACACCUAGAUACUACAGUUAGAGACAUCCACAUAAGCAUAUGCUAUAGCAAUUACUAUAUACAUACACCUAGAGAGAUGGUACCCGACCCGGAUCCCCAGCCCCAAAACCUAUCCGUGUUUAUGUAUAAAGAUUAUACUUACACUUAUGUUUUAUAUAGGCAAAAAGGUUUACACAACUUAGUUCAAAUGUACACGCAACACUUUAUUUCAUUUUACACUUAUUUAACGCCAAUCGAAACAGACAGCAGCAGACCAUUAAUAUCGCGAAAAAGUUCUGUUCUUGCGAGAUAGCUCUACAUAGAAAUCUACACGCACUGAUCGGGUGUAAUAACUCCGGCUAGAAGCGUCGCGUUCUUCACAGCCUAUUUUUUAUUGUUGUCGAAGAGUUUUCCAAUUGUUUUUGUCAUUUCGAACACCUACGGUAGGCAUAUAGUGACGUUAGUUUUUAGGGACAACUGCAGCGUAGCCAACAACACAAACUUAAAUGAAUUGUAAAUUAUAAACUAAACUAGAGCAUUACAGAGUAAACUAUAAUAUAUAUAAAAUAAAGUCUAUAACGUAAAGUAAAGGUUUCCCAGCUCGAUUAUAAGGAGUGGCCCAAAACUCCAUUGGGCCAAACUCCAAACUUGCUCGCAUAGCCAAUUUGUAUUCAAUGACCUACCCCCCGAGGAACUCCGCCUCUGUUUUUAGUCAGCUCCAUGCAAUUGGUCUAAUUCGAUUCGAUUUGAGUUGCAUUUCUGGAUUCAAGCUAAUAGAAUGGAACAAGUAAAUACCGCGUACUGAGAAGCUAAACGCUGCCACCACAAAAACAAAAAAAAAAAACAGAAAUAAAACCCGAAACAAAAUGGGUAGAUAUGCGAAAUGUAUACAAUCGAUUAACUUACUUUGUUUAUAUUCCGUUUCAGUUUGCAAUCUGAAUCAUGUUUUUUGUAUUUGCCUAAGGAAUGAGAGAAUGCUCAUUUAUCAUUUAUUUCUACAGAAAUAAAAAAUUAAGAUGUCAAAUAUAAUCAAAAGGUGCUUUGAAUUGUUUAAAAAGACAAGACAACUACAGAUUAAAAACGGAAACCGAAAUAAAACGGAAUAGGAAACAUGAGAAACUAUGAAAAACGAAAGCGACUAAAGCCUAAAACUAAAAACGGUUAUGUGUAUAAAGAAUAUUUAUAUAAACAAAAAAUAAAUACCUCAGAAGCAAUUAUUUUUGUUACAAGCAGCUAAAAAAAGUGUGCGAUGCAAAUAAAGAACUUAAUAAAACGAUAAACUACCAACUAAAGUACAUAAAGAAGAAACUAUUAAAAAAUAAAUCGAGAAAUUAGGAAACAGAA